UCCCUUUUUCACGGUGUCGCGCAUCAGGUUCCUCGUGCCGAAUCGAUCCGAGCGAUGCAGCGCAAGACGAUGGUGUCCCGGGGCAUGGCAGUGCUGGGCAGCGGCGGUCAGUGCACCCGGGAGGCACAUCUAAGAGACAACACCGUCAUCAGAGAUGGUCUCGAAUCAGGAAUUUGGGAGAAGAGUACUCCAUCGAAGAAGAGCGAUCGAGCUGGGAGUCAAAGAUACCACGUGGACUUUAACACAGACGUGCCGCCGGAGACGGCUGAGCUUUGGGUGGGUACGCCCUACGCUGCAUGGAUCGAAAAGGAUGUGAUCCGACGACACCAGAAGGAAAACAUGGCGAAGCUUAUGGAGUUGCAGCAGCAGAUAGAUGAGGAGGCCCGCAAGCGUCGAGCGGUUGAACAACAACUGCUGGAAGCCCGGGAGGAGCUGAAGCAGAUCCCCCCACUGCAGGAAGCCUUGAUGCAGUGCAAGCAGACUAUGCUGAAGUACGUGGAGAAAGGUGUGGCGGCCAGCAGUUUGGGGAACAUCCGCACGGUGUGCAGGGACAUCCUCACCGAAUGGCGCCGACACGCUCAGGCCAAGGUCACGGAUCGCCUGCGGCGCCGCGUGCCGGACGUGGGGCGCUGCCACUUCGAGCUGACGCAGCUCCACGAGGAGGGCCUCGCGCACCUCAAGGCACUCCAGAUAGAUAUGCUGAACACAGUCACCCGAUUCAUGGACAAAGAUGCCAUGAUUAUUCCGCCCGAAGACGAAGACCCUUGGGAGCUACCAAUUAGCCCCUGGCAUCAGCCCGCAGCGCGGUGAGCUCUCAGGGUCUGCAAAAGGUUGUUUGUGUUCCAUGAAAAAUCGAGAGGG
Messenger RNA from Effrenium voratum, 861 nucleotides. NCBI's taxonomy places the organism in Eukaryota, Dinophyceae, Suessiales, Symbiodiniaceae. The record is from the annotation of a GenBank genome assembly.